This is a messenger RNA of Solenopsis invicta (red fire ant), 1170 nucleotides long. RefSeq lists its product as uncharacterized. The record is from RefSeq and is a predicted model, not a curated record. The transcript has a single exon. The coding region runs from base 1 to 1170 and encodes 389 amino acids. Lineage: Eukaryota; Metazoa; Arthropoda; Insecta; Hymenoptera; Formicidae.
AUGAGUGUCGAGGACAAGUUAAGGAGGUUAAGAGUGCGCAGAGGUCAGAUUAAAGCGCAAUGCACAAGAGCUCUUAGCACUCUCACAUCGGACGCGGUACAUGAUAUGUCCCUAACGCAAUUGUCGGAACGUAAGGCAAAGGUCCAAUUAACGUGGUCGCAAUUUGAUCAAGUCCAAUCAGAGAUCGAAGUAUUGCAAGAUUCCGCAGAAUUCGCAGACACGCAUGAGAACGAAAGAAAAGACUUUGAAGAGGCGUAUUAUGACAUUAUGGCUAAAUUUCAAGAUUUGAUUAUUGUCAAUAACGCGGUUAACGUUCCGUUAAUUCAAGCACAGUCGGUAGCAGUAAAUCAUAAUCAAACGCCCGCUAGGAAUCUAAGGCUUCCUAAAAUCGAUUUACCGUCCUUUUCGGGAGUGUACGAAGAAUGGUAUCCAUUUCACGGCACUUUUCAAUCUCUCAUUCAUCGCGAUACUUCGAUAAACGAAAUUCAGAAAUUUCACUACUUAAAAUCUUCUCUCAAGGAGGAAGCCGCUGAAAUAAUUCAAUCGCUCGAGAUUUCAUCCGAAAAUUACAAUGAAGCGUGGCAGAUGUUAAAAAGGCGGUACGAUAACAAGCGUCUCAUCAUACAAAAACACAUUAAGGCUUUAUUCGAGUUGCAACCGGUCACCAAAGAGAAUCACGCGGGUCUUCGUCAUUUACUGGAUGGCGUACUGAAACACAUAAGGGCCUUAAAGGCUAUCGGUCGACCGACCGAGUCAUGGGAUGAUCUUAUUAUACAUUUGAUAACGGGUAAGUUAGAUCAUAUCACAAACAAAGAGUGGGAAAAUAGCAUUACGGAAUCAGACAUUCCCAAUUUGCAACGCUUAACAGAAUUUUUAGAGCACAGGUGUCAUAUGCUCCAGGCAAUCAAUAGGAAGAUUCAGCCGUCAUCAUACUCACAAGUUAAACUGACUCAAGCAAGGGUUUCAUCUUUAGUAAGUUCUAACACGGCGUCAUGUCAGAAGUGUAAGGAAAAUCAUCCAAUCUACGCAUGCGAACAAUUUUUGAAGCUAUCCCCAGAGGAGCGACAAAAGGUUGUCAAGGAAAAAAAAUUGGAAUUGCAUGAGGGCCUCAUCACACACGGCGAGAACUUGCAAAUCAACCAACUGCAAGACUUGCGGCAAGCGACAUAA